AUAAUUUAUAUACAUAUAUAUAAUAAAAAAAAAUGUUUGUGAAGUUCUUUUAGCACCAUUCUGUCCAGUAACUACUAACUCAGUUGUCUUUUUUCUAUGACGAUGUGUAAAAUCAUCGUCAUUCAUCCUUCGACUAACAUGGUUCUAACCAGAUGUUCAGCAGCAGAUGUGUGAUGUCUCAGUUCAUCAAUUUUCUCAGGAGUUAUCAGUUUCUUUGGUUAUGAUUCCGAGAUUAUCCAGGAGUGGAUAUGUGGCAUUUCUGCUUCCACCCUACUUCAAGCAAAUUGUUCCAAGAGUUUUUGUUACUGGAGAUUACGUGAUAUGAGGUGUGAGCCAUUGGUUGGCAUGUGUUGUUUUUGUGUAUGAGUAUGUUGACUAUUUUGGAGGUAUAUUUGGUUUGUGAACUCGUGGAGAUCGCUUUUGAAUUGGGGUGCAGCAGCUUGCGUUGUGUUGAUAUUGGAGUUACGCUUGGCUUUGUUUGCCAGUUUUUGGCAGUGUUGAUCAUUUCAGAGUUGUUUCAGUUCAGACAGCUGACAUAUGACAUUGGGAGUUAUUUAUAUUCGAGUUGUACCAGUUAUGCGUGGAUGAAUCGAGUUAUUCAGAGAUUCGUCAAAGAUUGAGCUGAGAUUAUGCGAUGUCAUCUUUGGGAGGUAUUGGCUGUCACGAUAUUUAGUAGUGCUGGAUUGCCUGAGGGCAAGAGUUGAUAUUCCUAGAGCAGACGAGAGUUUUAUUGCCUCCAUGCUUUAUGAUGAGGAGUUACUGGAUACAUGAGCAUAUGGAUUUUUGGCGACCAUUUCGAUGGUUAAAGAUGAUGCACAACACGAGAUGAAGGACCUUCCAGUUAUUGCAGAGUAUGAGAAUGUAUUUGAGGCAUGUGGAAGGGUUGUUACCAGCAAGAGGAGACAUUCUUAUGAUCGAGUUAGACUCAUGUACAGAACCGGUUUCACGAAGCGCGAGCGGAGAUGGCCGAGCUGAAAGGGCAUAUGGAAAAUUUAGCGGCUAAGGAUUUUAUCAGACCGAGUAUUUCACCAUAGAGACCACCAGUGUUGUUACGACGAUGAGAGAUGGGAGCUUAAGACUUUGUAUUGACUACAGAGGUUUGAACAAGUGGCCAUUAAGGAUAAGUAUCGCUUCCGCGUAUUGAUGAUUUGUUGUAUUAGCUGCAUGGAGGUUCAUGGUUCUCGAAGUUUGUCUUAGCAUCAGGAUACCAUCAGAUGACUACAGCUGAGGAGUACAUACGGAAUGGAUAUUAUGAAUUGUAGUGAUACCAUUUGGCUCGACGAGUGCAUCGUUAGCAUUCUUGAAGCUUAUGAAUGAUUCGUGAGCACUUGGAUAAGUGCGCGAUUGUAUUCAUCGACAACAUCCUGAUUUCUUCUUGGAGCAGAGAGGAGCAUGUUGAGCAGUUACGGAUUUUUGUUAGGUAAGCUUGGAGAGCAUUAGUUGGUUGCUUACUGAGUAGGUGUAGUUUCUGGAAGAGAGAGAAAAAAUUUAUGGGUCACGUGUUCAGAAGCAGGAGUUGAUGUAUAUUCAAAAAAAAAAGAUUAUUACAAGUUCAGAGUGGUCGACACCUAAGAAGUACAUAGAUAUGAAGUGUUAAUAACAUUGGCCUAGAGUGGAAAAAAAAAAAAAAAAAAAAAAAAGAUGUAGCUACAUUGUGUCUAUGUCAGACUUGUCAGAUGGUUAAAACAUAACAUCAAAUAUUUAUGGGAUUAUUACACAAUUUACUUCUUACAGAUUGGAAAUGGGAUAUGUUGAUUGUGGGUUUCCUCAUUGGACUAUGGAAGUCAAUUUUCAUGAAGAUUAAUGUAUGAGUGAACGUGGACCGUCUCGCUAAGUUAAACUCGAGAGGGCAUCCUCAGGACUUGUGCUUAGCUCGCGGGAGAAAGAAAAUUGAGGAAAGCUUCUACCACAGGAAUAGUUCAUGUACAGUAACAAUUAUCAUUGGGGGCACUCAGAUAUCACUUCAGGAGGCUUUUUCUGGAAGAUCAUUCGCACAAAUGUUAGACCAAAGUGGAGAAGCACUAUUAUGUAUAGCAACCAAUGGUUUAAAGGACACUGAAGCAAAUAGAAAUGCUCAAUAACCACCUAAAGGAAGUUGAUGGCAAAAGAAAAAAAUGCAGUUAAUACUGAAGUUGGAAGUUCACUUGGAUAAUUUGGUGUACCUGAAAAUGAAGACAUUUCAGAGAGGAUCUAAGACUCGGGAGCUAAAGAAGCUUAAACCUAAAUAUAUGAGACUGUACCUUAUUGUGGAGCGGAUUAGAGAUGUGGCUUAUAGAUUGCAGUUACCAGCAGAGUUGUCAAACUUUCACGACGUGUUCCAUGUGUCAGUAUUGAGAAAAGUUGUGCGAGAGCAAGAGCUUAUUUUGCAGCGCCACCAAGUGAUCUUAAAAAAAAAAAAAAAAAAAUUGUAUGCACUCAUCGAAUCUGUGGAGAUUACAAAUUGACAAGUGAAAGCAAUUCAGAAAAUGAUGACCAUAUUGAUUGAAGUUCCAUAAGAGAGAGAUAUGAUCCAGGAGAAAACCUGAGAGAUCGAGUCUAAGAUGGAGAUUAAAUAUCAAAACUUUAUUUUGGAGAAUAAAACUAGCAGACGAGUAUAAAUUUGAAUUCGAGGACGAAUUCCUCGUUAGUGGGGAAGAAUUGUAACGACCCGGUUUUCUUUAACCGUUUUUGGUUUAAUUAUUAAUAUUAAACCAACACUUAUCCACCUCCUCUUAUAACCUAAACGUGUAUGCAUGUAUUGAUAUAUUUAUCUCCUUCCACAAAUCUCAGCCGCCAUUGAUAUCAUCGUGUGAGACUAAGCAACAUUUUGCACCAGCUUCCUCUUCUCUCUCAUGUUGUCUUUACUUUUAUCCUUUACUCGUGUUCCUCUGGAUCUCUUGCAAAGAAGAUACGCCAUCGUUCAUCACAAACCACCACUCGUUAGUUUGAUCCGUUGCGUGCCAUCACCACCGCCCACAUGAGUCACCACCGGAGUGGUCAAAGCCUUGAGUCAUCUCUGUACAACGGAGAUCCAUGCCUUGAUCGCCGCCGUCUUCAUCACCACCAUCGCCAACCACCACCAAAAUCAUAGACGUCAUCACCAGAGCCGUCGUCACGCCACUGACGUAGCCUCAUUGUCAUAGAUCCAUCGAUGUACCAUGUUUCCAGUUCACGUCGGAUCCGUUCCAUGGAGAACGUGAGCAAGCCAGGACCUAGAAGGAGAAAGUGAGACGCGAGUCGUUGCGUCUCGGAACCAACGACCACCGAUCUGCGCGGCCAUGAACCGUUAGCCAUCGGAGAGCUGAACCGUGUACACUGGAGAUCGUGGGCCUUUGAAGCGUGGCUAUGUCUGAGAAGGUUAAGUGUAUCAUUAGUUGUUUCUUGUGAUACAAGAAACAUAUCUAACGUGCACUUUUAUCAUGGCAUUCGUAGGAAGCAAACAUGGACCUUAUGGGUGACUUGUUCGCCAAGUCAUUCUAUCUAAAGCGUAGAUCGAGUUUGUUGUACAAGCCAUAUCAGUUCCUGAGAAUUCCCCGAUCAAUUCCCGAUAUUGGCUAAGGUGAGACAGAUGAGUAUAUGAUAUUUGGACGGAUUUGGUGCUACUGAGCUUUUUAUUCGGAUUUUAUUGGGCUUUGGGUGAGUGUAAUUGGGUAUAUGGGCUUUUAUUAUACGAGAUAUUGUUGGUGGCCCGAUGUUUUCCGGAUUGGAGGUGACGGGUGUCACAGAGAUCCUCUCACAGCACCGGUGUGGAAAGCCGGACUGAAAAGGACCUCAGAUCUGAAAAAAACGAAAAAAGUAUUUUAACGGCCGAGAGAAAUAUCGCCUAAUAGUUACGUUGAUCAUAAUUCAAACAAAACAAAUUAUUGUUUCCAGAUAAAAUCUUAACGAAUUUAACAUUGCAUGUGCAUUCCACGUUUGAGGGGAACCGAUCCUUGACUUAUACUUAGAUGUAUGUGUUACUUCACCAAAUGCAUACUAUAAAUAUUUCCAAUCACGUCGAGCAUUUCGAGUAUUGUAUAUUAAUUUGGAGUUAGUCUUUGACCAAUAUAAUUGUGUUACAACUUAAUAUAUGAAAUUUAAUAAUUAUAUCUAAAAUCUCGAUCGCUUAACAAUAUAUAAAUUAUGAAAUUUAAUUACUUAAAAUAUACGUAUCAUUAUGGCAUAUCACGAAAGAAAAAAACAAGAAAAAAAAAGUUUGAAGAAACAUGAUGAGAUCCUUGUUGGAAAAGGAUUUUGUUUUCUCCAAUAUAUAUUAGGAAUUGGUUUAAUGAUGCCGACCCUCGGUAUUCUUAUAAAUACGUACACUUAUAACCCUCGAAGAAAGCAUCCCAAUUACAAAAUAACAAAUUGCUCAAAAUCAAAAGCACGUACGAAGAAGAGAAAAGAUGUCGCUGUCGUUUUCACAAACGAAGUUACUGGUAAUCCUUGUGGCCUUUGCAUGCGUCUUCUCAACAGGCUCAGAGGCAUGGAGCUGGAGUUGGAGCUCCGGUUCAGGCUCAGGCUCGGGUUGGGAAUCCCACGGCUCAGACGGAUCAGCCUCAGGUUCGGGUACAAACCCUGAUGGUUCGCACUGGAGUUGGAGGUGGGACACACGGUCAGGCUGGAGAUGGAGGUCAGACUCAAACCAUACGAAGCCAGGCUCAUCGAACCAUAACGUUACGAAGCCUGAAGGCUCAUCAAAUCAUAACGUUACGAAGCCAGGCUCAUCGAACCAUAACGUUACGAAGCCUGAAGGCUCAUCAAAUCAUAACGUUACUAAGCCAGGCUCAUCGAACCAUAACGUUACGAAGCCAGGCUCAUCGAACCACAACCAUAACGUUACAGUGCCAGGCUCAUCGCACCAUAACCAUAAUGAAACGAAGCCAGGCUCAUCAAAACAUAACGAUUCGAGGUCAGGCUCAGACGAUAACGAUUCAAGCAACCCGGUCUUUGCAACACCAAGUGAGGUCGUAGUGGGAGGAUCACGUGGAUGGAACUACGGGGUGGAUCUUGAAGAAUGGGCUUCCAAGACUACUUUCCAUGUCGGCGAUGUUCUUGUUUUCGAGUACAACAAUAUGACAAACCAAAGACAUGACGUGUACUUGCAAACAAAUCUGUGGAGUUACAGGACCUGCAACUUCGAAAGUAGAAAUAAGAUUGCUUCAUCGGAGGAGAACGGAUCUAAAGAGAGCUUCAAAUUUACGCUAGCAAUGUCACAGCCUUACUCUUUUGCAUGCGGAGAGAAUAACGGCUAUUAUUGCCGUACCUAUAACAUGAAGUUCAGUGUUCUCCCAGGCGCCUGAGUCCUCUCGUCUAUCCGACUCAACUCUUUUGCCUCUUUUGCUUUUUUUUCUUAAUGCAAUAUUAUUAGUGUUGCUAUUUUUUAUUAGUUAAGGUUUUCUUAUUACAUAAAGAUUUUGAAGAGUUAAUAACUAGAUGACUUCCCAUUAAAUAUUACUUGCGGUAAGUAAGUUUUGUACAUAAUUAAA
Messenger RNA from Brassica napus (rape), 5447 nucleotides. Its product is annotated as variant surface antigen E-like. The transcript has 3 exons. NCBI's taxonomy places the organism in Eukaryota, Viridiplantae, Streptophyta, Magnoliopsida, Brassicales, Brassicaceae. Gene Ontology annotation, molecular function: electron transfer activity. The record is from RefSeq and is a predicted model, not a curated record. The coding region runs from base 4365 to 5261 and encodes 298 amino acids.